GUUACUGUGUUACUGUGCUUUUGUGACAGCAAAAGAAAGAGAUCACUUAUGCAUGGUUGUAUUCAAACUGAUUCAAAAAGAACAAGGUUAUGAUGCAGAGGUUAUAUUUAUUUGGAGACUACAAAAGUUGACUAAUGUUCUUGAAUAUGCGGAUAUUUUAAGAAAAUUGCAUGAAUUAAAUAAUUUCAAGCACAAAGAUUAUGUAAUCAAAUGGAACAGUGGUCGAAGUGUAUAUCAGAUAACAAAUACUGAAGAUCUACGUUAUGCACUCAAAGAAUUAUAUCGGAAGUACAUUAAAGAUCAUUGUGUUCGACUUCAUGUUACACCACUGUCUCACUAUCAUGAAUAUGGGCCACCUCCUCCAUAUGAACAAUGCUUUUCAUAGUGUGUAAAAUACUUGUUGUUUAGUAUGGUGUAGUUUCUCAGGGGAAAUUCAUUUAUCAUCAUUUUUUCAGCUGCAAAGAAGAGAUUCUGUCAAAUCUCGAAAACAGUGUUUCAUAUGGACAGCAAAUAUCCAAACAAAACUUCAGAUAAUCGGUUAUAUUAGAGACAGUAGCAUCCAACUUAUCGUCAGUAAAUAGUUCUCAGUUGGUAUCAUACAACAUGCUUCUUAGUGCUAGAAUGUUAUCAUGGGAAUAUGAACGUUCAUGUAUCUUCUUUGUUAAAUGACUAAACAAUUUUUGUUGUUGUAACUUGCCGUACACUUUCGGUAAAAUACGAAUAAUGCAGUGGUCAGAGUUUAACAAAGGAGCUCUCCUUCUGGUUUCAUAUACAUCACGGUCGUUUAUGAAAACCAGGUCUAGUGAUUUGUCCAGACG
This is a messenger RNA of Trichobilharzia szidati, 818 nucleotides long. NCBI's taxonomy places the organism in Eukaryota, Metazoa, Platyhelminthes, Trematoda, Strigeidida, Schistosomatidae. The record is from the annotation of a GenBank genome assembly.